Heteronotia binoei (common prickly gecko) is the source of this 1863-nucleotide messenger RNA. RefSeq names its product zinc finger protein 883-like. The record is from RefSeq and is a predicted model, not a curated record. Gene Ontology annotation, molecular function: DNA-binding transcription factor activity, RNA polymerase II-specific; RNA polymerase II cis-regulatory region sequence-specific DNA binding. The transcript has 5 exons. The coding region runs from base 34 to 1863 and encodes 609 amino acids. Gene Ontology annotation, biological process: regulation of DNA-templated transcription. Lineage: Eukaryota; Metazoa; Chordata; Lepidosauria; Squamata; Gekkonidae.
GAGUUGCCCCAGUUGCUGCGGAGGCGAAAGAGGAUGACAUCUUUGUCCCAUUCUGAAUCCCUUCCUAUCUGCCACGGGAUGGAAACAGCAGCCAUGCAGCCCUCUCAGAUGUCAGUGAGCUUCCAGGAAGUGGCUGUGUAUUUCACCGAAGAAGAGUGGAUUCUGCUGGAUCCAGGCCAGAGAUCUCUGUACAGGGAUGUCAUGCUGGAGAAUUAUGGGAACGUGGCCUCUCUGGAAGGAAUUGCAUUUCCCAAACCUGAUCUCAUUGCCUGGCUCGAAGGAGAUCCUCUUUUCAAGGACGCUGAUGAAGCCGAAGAGGGACAGGAUAACAAGAGUGACAGGAAUCUUUGUGAAGUGUCACCAGAGAAAGCUGAGCCUGCAGAAGAGGAUGAGAAUUUUGGAACUGAAGAAGGAUGCGAGAGGCAGGCUGGAGAUGAAGCAGAGAAAUGGAUGAACACCCCCGCUGUUUGUCAGAGUGAUGACUUCCAUGAAACUCUGAUCCAUCAACAGUAUCCCACAGGGAAAGGAAGCUAUCAGUGCCCUUCCUGUGGAAAAAUAUUCAGUUGUAAAUCAAAGUUGGAGACGCAUUCCCGAACCCACACAGGUGAGAAACCGUAUGAGUGUUUGGUGUGCAGAAAGAGUUUUAGUCGGGCUGCAAACCUGACAGUGCAUCAAAGAAUCCACACAGGUGAGAAACCAUAUAAAUGUCUGGAGUGCGGAAAGACCUUCACUCAAAGCACAGGCCUUGCUUCCCAUCAAAGGAUGCAUACAGGGGAGAAGCCCUUCCAGUGCCUGCAGUGUGGGAAGCGAUUCCGUCACAACACACACCUCACUUCUCAUCAGAGACUCCACACGGGGGAGAAACCCUACAAAUGCCUGGAGUGUGGGAAGAGCUUCCGUCUGAGCACGAGCCGUAGUUCACAUCAGAGAAUCCACACUGGGAAGAGACCGUAUCAGUGCUUGGAGUGUGGAAAGAGCUUCACUCUGAGUGCAUACUUGACGGAGCAUCAGCGAAUCCACACAGGGGAGAAACCCUAUCAAUGCUCAGAAUGCGGAAAGAGCUUCAGCCGCACCACAAGCUUGAUUUCACACCAACGGAUCCAUACAGGGGAAAAACCCUAUCAAUGCUUGGAGUGUGGGAAAAGCUUCCGACUGAGCACGUGUCUUGUUAGACAUCAAAAAAUGCACUCAGGGGAGAAACCUUAUAAAUGCCUAGAGUGUGGGAAGAGCUUCAGUCAUAGCACACGACUUACUUCACAUCAAAGAAUCCAUACAGGGGAGAGGCCCUAUAAAUGCCUGGAGUGUGGAAAGAGCUUUUGCCACAGCACAAGUCUGAGUGCGCAUAGAAAACUUCAUGCAAGGAAGGAGCCAUUUACCUGCUUGGAGUGUGGGAAGAGCUUCUGCCACAGCACAACCCUUAGUGCCCAUCGAAAACUCCACACAAGGAUGGAGCCCUUCACCUGCCUGGUGUGUGGAAAGGCCUUCCGGCACAGCACCAGCCUGAGCGCACACCGAAAAGCCCACGCACACAAAGGACCCUAUAAGUGUUCAGAGUGCGGCAAGAGCUUCUUCGAGAACACGCCAGUCAGUCUGCAUCUAAGAAACCACCCAGGGGAGGCACCUUCUCAGUGCUCAGAAUGUAGAAAGGGCUCUGGCCAGCUUUCUGCUCCCAGAACCAGCAAGCCAGCUGAAGUUGCUGGAGUUCAACCCCCUGGGAAACUGGAGCAGGAGAAAAAGGGGACUUUAGAUCCAGGGUUGGAGGGCUUCCCCCUUGAGGAGGGAAACAUCCUGGGGCAUGAGAAGCCAGCUGAUCUUUCUCUAAUGUUCUCAACUGCCCCACAUUCCCCUGGUGUAGACAACUGA